Brachypodium distachyon (stiff brome) is the source of this 3512-nucleotide messenger RNA. Its product is annotated as pentatricopeptide repeat-containing protein At1g63330. Gene Ontology annotation, molecular function: protein binding. Lineage: Eukaryota; Viridiplantae; Streptophyta; Magnoliopsida; Poales; Poaceae. The coding region runs from base 144 to 2837 and encodes 897 amino acids. The record is from RefSeq and is a predicted model, not a curated record. The transcript has a single exon.
CUCGUCUUGUCCAUGAAUCCUUAAGUUGUUGUAACCAAACUAGACGAUAUGAUUCAGUAAUACAAGUAUUCUUUACGAAGUCUGAAGCUCUCGAGGCUUUUGACCAACGAAGCCCUCCCCCUCUCUGAUCCCCACUAAAUCCUAUGCUCUCCGCCGCGCACGCUCGCCGCCGGGCCGCUUCCGCCGCAGCGCGCCUCCUCCUCCCAAUCCCGCCGCCUCCCGCCCCCUUCACAACCAGCGCAAGUAAUGCUUCUUCUUCCUCCUCCUCCACCCCGGAGGACCCCGACGCUGUGGCCGCAGAGGUGGCCACCCUCCUCUCGCGCUGCGCCGGCGACUGGAAGCUCGCCAUCGCCGCCUCCGACAUACCUUCCCGCCUCUCCCCCGACGCCGUGUCGUGCCUCAUCUGCCGCCGCAGCCACAGCCUCCACCCCAAGCUCCUCCUCGACUUCUUCUACUGGUCCCGCCCGCGCAUCGCGCCGCCCUCCGCCGAUGCCUUCGCCCGCCUCGCGGCAUCCCUCUGCGCCGCCUCCCACUUUCCGCAGGCCAAUGGACUACUCCACCAGAUGAUUCUCGCCCACCCUCACCCUCCCCUCGUCCUCGCCUCCAUCCAACGCGCGAUCCAGGAUUCUGAUGCCCGCUCGCCGUCGCCCUCGCCCUCGCACUCGACGGCCGUGCUCGACGUGCUCGUGGACACUUACAAGAAGAACGGGAGCGUCCGUACUGCAGCCCAGGUCGUCCUGAUGAUGGGAGAUCUCGGCUUGGCCCCUACGCGGCGCUGCUGCAACGGCCUCUUGAAGGACCUUCUGCGAGCGGACGCCAUGGAGCUGGUCUGGAAGCUGAAAGGAUUCAUGGAGGGCGCGGGGAUCCCGCCGGACGUGUAUACGUACUCGACUUUCCUCGAGGCGCACUGCAAAGCGCGGGAUUUUGAUGCUGCCAAGAAGGUGUUUGAGGAAAUGCGUCGGAGGGACUGUGCCAUGAAUGAAGUGACAUACAAUGUGAUGAUUAGCGGGUUGUGCAGGUCUGGUGCUGUUGAAGAGGCGUUUGGGUUCAAGGAGGAGAUGGUGGACUACGGUCUGUCUCCGGAUGCUUUUACUUACGGCGCGCUCAUGAACGGUCUGUGCAAAGGGGGUAGGUUGAAAGAGGCUAAGGCGCUAUUGGACGAGAUGUCUUGUUCCGGGUUGAAGCCUAAUGUUGUUGUUUAUGCGACUCUGGUUGAUGGGUUUAUGAAGGAGGGCAAGGCAGCCGAGGCGUUUGACAUUUUAAAUGAGAUGAUAUCUGCUGGCGUGCAGCCCAACAAGAUCAUGUAUGACAAUCUCAUCCGUGGCCUUUGUAAGAUCGGGCAGCUGGGCAGGGCUUCUAAGCUACUGAACGAGAUGAUCAAAGUUGGUCAUAGGCCUGAUACUUUUACUUACCAUCCUCUCAUGCAGGGGCAUUUUCAACAUUAUGACAAGGACGGUGCUUUUGAGCUUCUUAAUGAAAUGAGGAAUAGUGGCAUUUUGCCUAAUGCAUAUACUUACGGCAUAAUGAUUAAUGGGUUAUGCCAAAACGGUGAAUCAAAGGAAGCAGGCAACCUCCUCGAGGAAAUGAUUUCAGAAGGUCUCAAGCCAAAUGCUUUUAUGUAUGCACCUCUGAUCAUAGGGCACUCCAAAGAAGGUCAUAUCUCAUUGGCAUGUGAAUCUCUUGAAAACAUGACCAAGGCGAAUGUACUCCCUGAUUUGUUUUGCUACAAUUCUCUUAUAAAGGGACUAUCUACUGUGGGAAGGAUAGAGGAAGCUGAAGAGUACUAUGCGCAAGUGCAGAAGAGAGGAUUAGUGCCAGAUGAAUUUACAUACAGCGGUCUCAUUCAUGGCUAUUGUAAGACCAGAAAUCUGGAAAAAGCUGAUCAGUUGCUACAGCAGAUGCUUAACAGUGGACUAAAACCAAAUGCUGACACCUACACCGACCUCCUAGAAGGGUACUUCAAGUCAAAUGACCAUGAAAAGGUGUCCUCUAUUCUUCAGUCUAUGUUGGGCAGUGGAGAUAAGCCAGAUAACCACAUCUAUGGAAUUGUGAUUCGCAAUUUGUCCAGGUCUGAAAACAUGGAAGUGGCUUUUAUGGUUCUAACGGAGGUUGAGAAGAACGGAUUGGUUCCUGAUUUGCAUAUAUAUAGUUCAUUGAUAUCUGGUCUUUGCAAGAUGGCUGACAUGGAGAAAGCUGUUGGUCUUCUUGAUGAGAUGGCUAAAGAAGGACUAGAGCCUGGGAUUGUAUGCUACAAUGCCCUAAUCGAUGGAUUUUGCAGGUCUGGUGAUAUUUCCCGUGCUCGUAAUGUCUUUGAUAGCAUAUUAGCCAAGGGAUUACUCCCAAAUUGUGUGACGUACACAGCUUUGAUAGAUGGAAACUGCAAAAACGGCGAUAUCACUGAUGCUUUUGAUCUGUAUAAAGAUAUGCUUGAUAGAGGAAUUGCUCCAGAUGCGUUUGUCUAUAAUGUACUUGCUACGGGUUGCUCAGAUGCUGCAGACCUAGAACAGGCUCUGUUCCUAACAGAGGAAAUGUUCAAUCGGGGAUAUGCACAUGUUUCUUUGUUCAGCACGUUGGUUCGUGGCUUCUGCAAACGUGGAAGGCUGCAGGAAACUGAGAAGUUGCUCCAUGUGAUGAUGGACAGAGAAAUAGUGCCUAAUGCGCAGACUGUUGAAAAUGUCAUAACUGAAUUUGGUAAGGCUGGAAAACUCUGUGAAGCACACAGAGUUUUUGCUGAGUUACAACAGAAGAAAGCUUCCCAAAGUUCUACCGAUCGCUUUUCAUUAUUGUUUACAGACAUGAUAAAUAAAGGACUAAUUCCACCCAAGUGUGAUGCAUAACAUGAGUCGAGCAAGCCGCAGGACCAAGCAAGCUGGAGAUGGGAUCAGAUCUGAACCCGUGACAGCACAAGGCACUCGCUCAGUCCAAUCUGAGAAGCAACUUCCACCUCGGUGCAACUCCAGCAAUUGUUGCAGUCUUCCCACUGACGAGCAGCUGGGAGUGCUGAUGCUGCCACCUAAAAUCCCUUUCAGCCUGUUGCAAGAUGUUCAUGAAGAUGUUGCCCAAGACAAGCUUGUCAACCCUGACGAUGGAUCCAAUGACGCUGCAACUGAAGAGCAGUAACUGGAACUAGGCUCUCCUUCUCUUUCUUUAUCUCUUGUUCUGGACAUCGCCUUGUCCGUCCUGCGUAGGUUCUGGUUGUAUUUCUUGUGGCUACUCUGAUACCUGUUUUUCUCAAAUUCAACAGUCAUAUCAAUUUACCGUCGUCAAUUGAUAACGCAAGCGACUGAUGUCUGGUGAGGAUACAUUUAUUAGUAGUUUGGCAACUGUAUACAAGUUAUAUUUUUUGGCGAGAUACCGCAGCUGUUAUAUUCUUUGUUUUCCUUGUGUGAUCUAGGCCGGCUAUUAGCUGCAUUGUGCACUGCGUCAGAAGGAAUUUGAGAAGAUUUGUCAUUUAUGAACUUGCUGUAACUUCUGGGGCGGUUCUAUAUAUAUAACCGAGUUCAUUAGUAGUA